This is a messenger RNA of Neomonachus schauinslandi (Hawaiian monk seal), 2472 nucleotides long. It is a transcript of the gene ANAPC7, whose product is annotated as anaphase promoting complex subunit 7. Gene Ontology annotation, molecular function: protein binding. The transcript has 11 exons. The record is from RefSeq and is a predicted model, not a curated record. Gene Ontology annotation, biological process: cell division. Bases 105 to 1802 code for a protein of 565 amino acids. NCBI's taxonomy places the organism in Eukaryota, Metazoa, Chordata, Mammalia, Carnivora, Phocidae.
ACCCCGGUGAGGCCGCCAUUUUGGAGUCCUCCCUAAGGAGCUUCUACUGGCUUUUCGCGCCGCUGCCGCCGCUGCCGCCGCUGCCCGCGGCCUUGCCGGGCAGGAUGAAUGUGAUAGACCACGUGCGGGACAUGGCGGCCGCGGGGCUGCACUCUAACGUGCGGCUCCUCAGCAGCUUGUUACUUACAAUGAGUAAUAACAACCCUGAGUUAUUCUCCCCAUCUCAGAAGUACCAGCUUUUGGUGUAUCAUGCAGAUUCUCUCUUUCAUGAUAAGGAAUAUCGGAAUGCUGUGAGUAAGUAUACCAUGGCGUUACAGCAGAAGAAAGCCCUAAGUAAAACUUCAAAAGUGAGACCUUCAACUGGUAAUUCUGCAUCUACUCCACAAAGUCAGUGUCUUCCAUCUGAAAUUGAAGUGAAAUACAAAAUGGCUGAAUGUUAUACAAUGCUAAAACAAGAUAAAGAUGCCAUUGCUAUACUUGAUGGGAUCCCUUCAAGACAAAGGACUCCCAAAAUAAACAUGAUGCUGGCGAACCUGUACAAGAAGGCUGGUCAGGAGCGCCCUUCAGUCACCAGCUAUAAGGAAGUGCUGAGGCAGUGCCCGUUAGCCCUCGAUGCCAUACUAGGUUUGCUUUCCCUUUCUGUAAAAGGCGCAGAGGUGGCAUCGAUGACAAUGAAUGUGAUCCAGACUGUGCCUAACUUGGAUUGGCUCUCUGUGUGGAUCAAAGCAUAUGCUUUUGUGCAUACUGGUGACAACUCGAGAGCAAUCAAUACCAUCUGUUCACUAGAGAAAAAGUCCUUAUUGCGAGAUAACGUGGACCUUCUGGGAAGCUUAGCAGAUCUGUACUUCAGAGCUGGAGACAAUAAAAACUCUGUCCUCAAGUUUGAACAGGCACAGAUGUUGGAUCCUUAUUUGAUAAAAGGAAUGGAUGUAUAUGGCUACCUCCUGGCGAGAGAAGGGCGGCUAGAGGAUGUGGAGAACCUUGGCUGCCGCCUUUUCAAUAUUUCUGAUCAGCAUGCAGAACCCUGGGUGGUCUCUGGGUGUCAUAGCUUUUAUAGCAAACGCUAUUCUCGGGCCCUCUAUUUAGGAGCCAAGGCCAUUCAGCUGAAUAGUAAUAGUGUUCAAGCUUUGCUACUUAAGGGAGCAGCACUUAGAAACAUGGGCAGAGUCCAAGAAGCAAUAAUCCACUUUCGGGAGGCUAUACGGCUUGCACCUUGUCGCUUAGAUUGUUAUGAAGGUCUCAUUGAAUGCUACUUGGCUUCCAACAGUAUUCGUGAAGCAAUGGUAAUGGCUAACAACGUUUACAAAACUCUAGGAGCAAAUGCACAGACCCUUACCCUUUUAGCCACUGUUUGUCUUGAAGACCCAGUGACACAGGAGAAAGCCAAAACUUUAUUAGAUAAAGCCCUGACCCAAAGGCCGGAUUACAUUAAGGCUGUGGUGAAAAAAGCAGAACUACUUAGCAGAGAACAGAAAUACGAAGAUGGAAUUGCUUUGCUGAGGAACGCACUAGCUAAUCAGAGUGACUGUGUCCUGCAUCGGAUCCUAGGAGAUUUCCUUGUAGCUGUCAAUGAGUAUCAGGAGGCAAUGGACCAAUAUAGUAUAGCACUAAGUUUGGACCCCAAUGACCAGAAGUCUCUAGAGGGGAUGCAGAAGAUGGAGAAGGAGGAGAGUCCCACGGAUGCCACUCAGGAGGAGGAUGUGGACGACAUGGAAGGGAGUGGGGAAGAAGGGGACCUGGAGGGCAGCGACAGUGAGGCGGCCCAGUGGGCUGACCAGGAGCAGUGGUUCGGCAUGCAGUGAGGCAGGCGGCAGCUCUGUGGCCACACUGGCUUGCCCUGCUCUGAGCACUUCUGUGGACUGAAGGAGCCCGGAGGAGCCCGCUCUCUGGGAGGACAAUGAUUCUGCAUGUAAUUGCAGCAGGGGUCUCUACCCCUUGCUCCCUAUUUCUAGUAGUGAAUUCAUUUUUAAAAACUGAGCCUGACCGACCUUCCAUAUAUCUCUGUCCUCCCCUGCUCCAGUCAGGGAGGAUCGAGUGAGCUCUCUGGGGGGCCUGCAGACGUGCCAGGGCUUCUGGGACAGAGUGCUUUUUAUAUAACUAAUUUCUAAAUCUGAAAGCUUGAGGAAUAGACAGUUCUGUCUCUGACAUUGUGGGUGAGUUUAAAGGAGUGACCUAUCACCCAGAGCAAGAGUGUCCUCUGCCAUGUCAGACAGCAGCAUGGGCUGGCCCUUUCAGAGAGGGUUUCCUGUUCCGGAAAUCAUCCUGAGCUGUCCAGACUUCCCUAGUAACCUUGCUUCCUUCUGCAAUGUUAGUAAUGCCUUAAGCUGACAGUUGCUAUUUUGCAGAACAAUUUUCUUAUUUGCUAAUCUGGUAACUUGCCUAUGAGCCGGGCCGGAUCUGAGAAACGGGUGUGACCUAGAGCAUGAACAAAGGCACACCUGGGGUAAUUAACUAAUAAAACUGUUUUUUGUA